AUGAAAAUUUGGACAUCAGAACAUGUUUUUGACCAUGAUUGGGAGACCGUGGUAACGGCUGCAUGGCGGAAGUAUCCUAAUCCGAUGAAUCAAGGAGUGACUGGAAUGGACGUUCUAAGGCAAAAUUUACAUAGUGGGAAACUUCUCUGUGAACGAAUCAUCCAGUCGCAUUUCCAUAUCCCGAGCUGGGCAACAAAGUUAACCGGGUUUUCCGGAACUCAGUACUCACACGAAUAUACAGUAAUCGAUCCCCAAACGAAAACCAUGGCAUUGACGACUCGAAAUCUAAAUGGCUCCCAUUUCCUUCGAGUGGACGAAAAACUCACCUACACACCACUCCCGGAUGAUCCCUCUAAGACCAUAUUAAAACAGGAAGCCAUUGUCACAAUCACACUACCAGCAUUUGCUGAUUAUUGCGAGAAAACCUUCAUUGGUGUCUAUUCAUCGAAUGCAGCAAAGGGAAGGAAAGGUGUCGAGUGGGUAAUAGAUCAGCUGAAGAAGGAAUACACGGAUAUCUCAUCGAAAAUUUCUGCAGAAGUUCAUGAGAUGCAGGAGAAAGUUUUUCAUGCUUUCAAGGGUGCAGACGGUUCAACGACGCCCAUAUCACCUUGA
Ostertagia ostertagi is the source of this 612-nucleotide messenger RNA. NCBI's taxonomy places the organism in Eukaryota, Metazoa, Nematoda, Chromadorea, Rhabditida, Trichostrongylidae. The record is from the annotation of a GenBank genome assembly.